Messenger RNA from Botrytis cinerea B05.10, 1098 nucleotides. RefSeq lists its product as hypothetical. The transcript has a single exon. NCBI's taxonomy places the organism in Eukaryota, Fungi, Ascomycota, Leotiomycetes, Helotiales, Sclerotiniaceae. The record is from RefSeq and is a predicted model, not a curated record. Bases 337 to 945 code for a protein of 202 amino acids.
GUUCCUUCCCACUUAUUACUCUUUUGUGUUCAUGCUAAUCGUGUCGAUCUUUUGGAUGUGCGGUGAAUACGAGCUCCUUCCUUGGCAUCAUCAUCCCACCUCUACGCCUUCCCUAUUGAUUUUGCCUCUGUCAAGAGACAUGCCAUCUUACUAUAUAAAAGAAGUGCUUUUUCCAUGAAAACACCAUCUUCAUUAACACACAUCAUUAACAUUCCGUUCACUACAAGAGAACCAAUUCAUACAUACAGGAUUUGAUACUAUUAAUUCAAUCCAUCAAUACUAGAUUGCAUUUGCAACUGAGAAAUUAAUUCACAAAGUCGAAUAUCAGAGUUUAACAUGCGUACCUCAUUUAUCCUCACUGGCCUUUUGGCUGCAACUACUCAAGUUACGGCACAAUACACAAACCAAUCCGCUCCAUUUUCCCUCGCACUUAUCUCCUCAGACGAUAGCCUGAACGGUGCCACUCUUUCGCCUUGUCAUGAAGGUGCAGCUAUCGAAGGACUUUGCCUUGGCCCUUCAAUCUCUAGCCCAAACGCUACUUUUUCCACCUUCAACUUCAACACUUCCUCCUACGACACCAGCUUCAAUGCUACUAUCGGUGAAACUGGUAUUUUGACGUGGCUACUUCAAGGUUCAGGAUUCAACCUUUCUUCGCCUUUCGGACUUUCGUACAGCGCCACUAGCAACGUCGCGAUGCCAUUGUUUACACCUAGCACGACUUCCACAACGACGGUAGCUUUUGAUGAGGACAAUUUGUUGAACAUUCAGGGUUAUCAAGAUGACACAGUAUCACCAAUCAGUUUUGGUACUGAAGCUUAUUACAGAUGGUACAUCUGUGAGACGUACUGGGGAUACCACUACACCACUUUGGCUUGGGUUGUGGGUGAGGAUGAGCCACAAAACCCAACUUGCGUGAAAGUUGAUGUUCAAAGAGUUUUCACCUAGACCGAGGUUUGUUAAUAGUUGGUAGAUGGAACUCUGGUGGGAUGGUUGUGUGGGCGUUCACCUAUAAUUCAAAUGACGGAGGAAACGAAGGCAUGAGACAAAUUGAUGACGGGAGCAGUAAUGACUAAUGGAAUAUAUAAUCGUUUCAAAACA